CCGCCCGGCGCAGCCUCCCCGGCCUCCCCGCCGCCGCUCCAGCCCGGGCCGGCCAUGGCGCUCAACAAUUUCCUUUUCGCGCAGUGCGCCUGCUACUUCCUGGCCUUCCUGUUCAGCUUCGUGGUGGUGGUGCCGCUGUCCGAAAACGGCCACGACUUCCGCGGCCGCUGCCUCCUCUUCACCGAGGGCAUGUGGCUGAGCGCCAACCUCACGGUGCAGGAGCGCGAGCGCUUCACAGUGCAGGAGUGGGGCCCGCCGGCCGCCUGCCGUUUCAGCCUGCUCGCCAGCCUCCUGUCGCUGCUGCUGGCCGCCGCGCACGCCUGGCGCACGCUCUUCUUCCUCUGCAAGGGACACGAGGGCUCCUUCUUCUUCGCCUUCCUGAACCUCCUGGUCAGCGCUUUCGUGGUCUUCCUGGUCUUCAUUGCCAGCACCAUCGUGAGUGUGGGCUUCACCAUGUGGUGUGAUGCCAUCACGGAGAAGGGCACCGUGCCCCACAGCUGUGAAGAGCUCCAGGACAUCAACUUGGAGCUGGGCGUGGACAACUCUGCCUUCUAUGAUCAGUUUGCGAUUGCCCAGUUUGGCCUCUGGGCCUCGUGGCUGGCCUGGCUGGCCGUCACCACGCUGGCCUUCCUGAAGGUGUACCACAACUCCCGCCAGGAGGACCUGCUGGACAGCCUGAUCCACGAGAAGGAGCUGCUGCUGGCCCGGCCGUCCCCACGCACCUCCUUCCAAGAGGAGAAGAGCGCUGUCAUUUAGACACAGUGCGGGCGGGCGGCGGGGGGAGCGGUCCCGGACCUCCCUGCUGCGCUCUGGGGCACAGGGCUUGCCUGGGGAAGCAGCUGGGGGGCUCUGCCUGGGCCCUGGUCUCAUGCAGCCCUGUGUGUGUCCCCUCGAACUAUGUGUAGUGAGGUGAGCGUCCCAGUGCCCACUCGUGAGCCCGGCGGUGGACUGGGUGGUUGCCGGCUCCCUGGUGAGGAUGGCGCAGAGAGACUGUGGGGGCGCCGCCAGGCCCCGUGCCUGUCCCAUAGGACCUGACUGGCUAGCCUGGCUGGAGGGCGUCCAGCUGGUCUCCAGCCCCAGCCCUAUGCUGUCUCCACACCAGCUGGCCCAGGGGUAGCCAGACGUCACUCACCCCUGAAUGAAUUCUGCAUGAACUCUGCCAUCCAGGCAGAGGCUGCGUGUGGGCAGGGGCUCACGGCACCUGCCAGCCUUGCCCUGGGUUGGCCCCUCCCUGGCUGAGUCCCCCUCUUGGGUGGGUGCCACAGGCCUGGCAGACCCAUGCCCUGCCUCAGGGAGGCUUCUGAGGCCCUGUGAGUUGGCCUUACUGUGUGUGGGUCCUCUGUGCUAGGCUGGGGGAUGGGGAGGCAGGAACUUGGGCUCCACGAAGUGGGGGGCAUCAUCUGGCUGGGGGUUUGGGGGGCACACGUGCUACACAGGAUGGCGCCAGGAGCCACGGCAGGGGGCUGUGUGGGUGAGUGUGCAUGGGAGGGUGGGAUUCUGUGAGUGCCUCUGUGCAUGGGAGGGUACAAUGGUGUGAAUAUGUGAGUGAUGAGAGAGUGUGACUGAGUGUGCAUGGGAGGUGUGAGGGUGUGACUGCAUGUGAGGGUGU
Saimiri boliviensis boliviensis (Bolivian squirrel monkey) is the source of this 1609-nucleotide messenger RNA. RefSeq names its product transmembrane protein 179 (gene TMEM179). The record is from RefSeq and is a predicted model, not a curated record. Lineage: Eukaryota; Metazoa; Chordata; Mammalia; Primates; Cebidae.